AUAAUUUCCUGAGCUAAGAGAAAUAUUAAAAGAUAUUAAAAAUUUAAAGAUUUAUAAUAGUUAACAACAAAUAUGGACAACAUGGAUUUCAACGGCGUCCAGUCGUUGAACAAGAUUUUGCAACCCGACGAACUCGAGCUAGUGCCAGACAAUGUACAAAAAAAAUUGUCGGCUUACAUUGAGCAAUUCUCAGAUGAAUAUUGCAAACAGCGUGCAGCUGCAAAUCGCCUAAGUGAAACUGAGCAAAAGAACGAAGAGUUGAACAAUCAAAUACUGGAUAAUCAGGUGAAAUUCAGCAGUUUUGAGCAAAAUGUUAGUGAAUUGCGCACUCAACUUGACCAAGUGUCCGCAGAGCGUGAUCAGCUGUUGUCCUCUGUGAAGAGCUAUGAUAACAAUGUCGCCACAUUGCGCAAGGAGAAGGGAGCUUUUGUCGAUGAACGUGACUCGCUGCUCAAGGUAAUUGAGCGCCAGAAUGGAGAGCUCGAACGGCUGAAGCAAGAUCUGUUGACCUAUCAGCAGCAGUUAAAGGCCGCCAUCACAGCCAAAUGCGAGGCCAUUGCUCGUCUCGAUGAGGUGCAGAGCAAAGAGGUGUCGCUGGAUAUCAAGGAACGGCGGCUGGAGAGCGAGCGCAGCAUAAUGCAAAACGAAAUACAAUUGCUGAGCAGCGAUCUGAGUCGCAAUAAUGCUGAAUUGCAGAAUUUGCGACGUGACCAUUCCAUGAAUACCAUGCAUCUGGAAGUGCGCCUUAAAGAAAAGUGCGAGGAACUGCAGAUUUUGCAGGGCCAAAACUUGCAGUAUGCUAAAUCGGUUGAGGACUUUAACAAGAAGAUCCAGGACUUGAAUGAGUCAAUGUUUACUCACAACAGUGCCACAGAGAAACUGGUUGACAGCCUAAAGAAAGAACUGUACACUAAAGAAAAACUAGUCGAGAUAUACAAGGAAACCGAGCACGAGAAUAUCACAGAGCGCAAUGAGCUACUCAAAGGCAUUUCGGAAUUGAAACGUAUGUUGACUGAAACCACAGAUCAUUACGGUGAUCUGGAAGGCGAAUACCAACAGUCGAAGGAGCUUCACGCCCAAGAGAUUGCUGCUUUGAACAAAACUAUUGACGCACUCAAAACAGAAAUAGGACAUGCCAAUGAUCUGCUAAAGGAGGCACAAGAGCAGAGUUUGGAGAGCGCCAUUUGCAAGUUGGCGCCCACAGCAGCCGUUGCCAAUCGUUUGAUGCGCUCCGAUAUGUCACUGACUGAACUGUACUCGCUGUAUGCAAAGAAUUCUGAAGAACUGGAGACUAAGAACAAGGAGAAUGCUCAGCUGAAAUUGCAGAUCAAAUCUAUUGUGGAGGAGAUCAACGAACGGGCGCCAGUCUUUAAGAAACAGGACGAGAAUUACAGUCAACUAACCGAAGCGCAUAAUCUUCUGCUACAGCAGCGUGACGAGCUGGUCGAGAAGAAGUUGUGCCUCGAGCAGGAGCUGGAGAACACUCAAUUUGAUGUUACACGCCACGUUAAGGAGAAUAAGAAACUGAAGCAGUCGCAAGUCGAUCUAAGCCGUCAAGUCUGCCUGCUAUUGGAUGAGAUCAAUUGCUUGCGUGCUGGCGUUAAUCGUCCACGUCAUCCAGCGCAGCCUGCCGUCAUACACAACUCCAGCGAUGCUAUUAGCCGGGAUCUGGUUACAUUCGAGUCUAUCACAGAGUUGCAGGAGCAGAAUGUCAAGCUGUUGACUCUGAUACGUGAGCUAACUGGGGAACUGGAGGCGAAUGAAUUGAAGAACGACAAGUUACAGCUGAAGGCCUAUGAAGAGAAGUUUGAGAAAGCCAGCAAACGUCUAGAAGAAAUGGAAGAGACUCUUGGCCAGAAGAAUAAUACAAUUGAAACAUUGAUGUCCAAGUGCGAGCGCUACAAGAAAUUCUAUUUCGAUGCUCAAAAGAAAUUGGGUAGCCAGAUAAUUGACUUGGAUGAUUCUACAAUACUCAUAGAUGAGUCAACGGUGGAACAUUCGAAGGCAGCUGCAAAUUCAUCGAAACUUGAGGCAGAAGCCAAGCUUGAGCGACGCAUACGUAGUCUGGAACAACAGCUGGAAGAUGAGUCCAAGAAAUAUGCCGAAUUGAAGGAGAACUAUGAUUAUUACACUAACGAGAAACGCAAGAACGAUGCUCUCGUCCAGGAACAGUUCGAUUCAAUGCGCAAGGAGGUGCGCGAGUUAUCUUCCGUUAAUUGCAAGUUGAUGAAUGCAUCCGAGUUCCAAAAGGAGCAAUCAGAGCUGCUGCAAAAGAGCAUUGUGACAUACAAGCAACAGAUUGCCGCACUUGAGGAUCGCACGAAGAACUAUGAGAAGACUAUAAUCAAGCACGAACAAACCGUGCACAUGCUCAAGGAUGAGUUAAUGACGGCGCAUCGCAAACAGGUUUCUGCCGAUACAGAGGCUCAUAGUUUACGCCAUGAGAAUCGCGUGCUCAAGGAUACAGCUUCGCGACUCCAGGCCGAAAAGGAAGGCUUCCAUCGUGAGCAUCAGAGUCAGGCGUUAUUGCUGAACAAUUUGGAAUUCAUUAAGACAAACCUGGAGCGUUCAGAGACAGAGGGUCGCCUGCGAUUGGAGCAGCGCCUGGAUGAUACCGUGCGUGAAUUGUCCGCCCAGCGUCGUCACUUCCAGGAGGAGGAAGAAAAAUUCCGUGAAACUGUGAACGAGUUCAAGCGUCAAACCGAAACGGCCAACAAACUUAAGGAGGAAGAGCGCCAGCAGGCUGAAAAAUGGCAUCAAGAAUUAGUUGGAGUGCGUGAGGAGCUCUCAGCGAAGGUGAACCAAGUCAAUGAAUUGAGCAAGAAACUGCAGGAGAGUCUCACUCCCUCCAAGAAUGAAAAUCCAAUCACUGCUGCCAACAAAAAGGCACGUGAAUUCGAGCUCAGAUAUGAACAAGCAAAGAUUGAGAUUGAAUCCCUCACCAAGGAGCUUGCCAAGACCCGUGAACAUGGCGAUCAGUUUUAUAAGAUGUCCCAAAGUGCAGAGAGUGAAAUUAAACGACUGCACGAUAUGCACUCAGAAAUUGUAAGCAAAUCCGAGGCUGAGAUUAAGAAACUGAAGAAUACAGAGGCGGAACUGCAGACUCGUAUCACAGAUCUGGAGGCCGAAGUGUUGCUCACUAAUGUGACGGAGCAGAGCAAGUCUACCAAUCAAUCAGAUCAGCUGAAGCUUGCACAAGAGGAGCUCAAGAGCGUGUUGGAGAAAUUAACCGAAUCUGGACGUACUAUUCGCACUUUACGUGCCGAGAACUCCACUUUGGCGGAGUCCCUCAACUCCGUGGAGGUCAAGUAUGCAAAUGAAAUGGUUUUGCACUCUGGAGAUAUUCAGGAAUUGACCAAGUUCAAGGCGGACUUCUUGAAGGUGCAAGAUGAGCUUAAUCAGCUAAAGAGUGGUCGUGAGUCUCUUGCGGCUGCCAACGAGGAGCUCAAAAAGGCCAAUGCUGAAGCUCAGCUUAUGCUGCAAAAGGAGAAGGAGGAGUCAGAGCACCGUGUAGCCGAUCUGAAUGCAUUGAACUCCAGUCUGCACGAUCAAAUCGAGGCAUUGACCACCAAACUGGCCGCUCUUGCUCAAUCUGCAAACAACCAGAAUGCUUCCAUGAUGCUCAGUGAAUCCCUGACUGAAACCGAUGUGCUCAACGCCACGGGAGUGGACGAAAGCAAGAACAGCGAACAGCUAUUGCAGAUUAUUAAAUAUGUGCGCAAGGAACGGGAUCUGCUGUCAGCCAAAUUGGACAUUCUAAAGGCUGAGAAUGCGCGUCUCGUCUCUGAGCACACCAUUCUGCAGAAGAAGGUGGAUGAGCUGAAUGGUUACCUGAAGCAAGAACGCUCCAAGAGCGAAACAGAUGUGGUUUCGGCCAGCAAGCAUGAGGCGGUGUUGCGUAAAAUCGAAACCCUUAAUGCGAUCACGGAUAGCAAUCGCAUUCUGCGUGAGGAGCGCAAUACUCUAACCAAACGUGUGGCCGAGUUGAAUGAGCGCAUCAGCAGCGUGGAGAAGGAACUGUUCCCGCUGCAGUGCAGCAAUAAAGAGUUGUCCUCGAAAAUUGAGGAACUUAAUGUGGAGAACAACUCGUUGCGCACUGAGGCUAUCAAGUGGCGUCAACGGGCCAAUGCUUUGGUCGAAAAGAGCAACCGCAAUCCAGAGGAGUUCAAGCGCUUGCAGACGGAACGCGAAAAUCUUGCCAAGAUGCUUACCAAUGAGAAGGAGUUGAACAAGAAACACUCCGAUGAAUUGGCUGCAAUGAAAACACGGCUGGACAACGAGCUGCCAGCUUUAAGUCGCAACCUGCAGUUGCAAGAAGAGGCACGGAAGAAGUUGUUCGACGAGACCACAAACCUUAAGCAGUCGAGCACACGCCAGUCUCAGGAAAUCUUAGAGUUGAGGAAUCGUCUGCUGCAGAAAGAAGAGGAACUGCUGAAGGCACAGGAGGACAUCGAGACCAAGGAAAAGACCAUACAAGACAAGGACAGCAAAGAGAUUAUGCUGCGCAAGCUGGCCAAGCGAUACAAGGACUACUAUACGGGUCUCCAAGCUCAGGCUGGAGGCAGCGAUACAGUUGCUGAGCUGGAGAAAUUGCGUACCGAGAUGGAGGAGCUGAACAACACAUUGCGCAGCACCAAGGAGCAAAACGAAAGCCUGCAGAAGGAGCAGGACGAUCUGAAGACACGCCUAACCGCUGAGCAGGAUAGCAACGAGUCCAAGCAAAAGAUUGAGCAACUACUGCAGGAGUUAACGACCACCAAGACAGAGUUGGCUAACCAUGAAACUAUUCUGGCUGGCACCAAAACUAGCUACGACGAAACUGUGCAGCGCCUUGAAAAGGAACUGCAGGAUAGCAUCGCUAACAAUAAGGAGAUCAAUGCUCGUCUCAUGCGUGAAAAUGAAUCGCUGCACAUGCGCAUCAAUCAACUGCAGCGUCAACUGGGCUCACAACAGUCCACCAAACCUUCAACUAGUUCCGUGGGCAUGGCUGAGAAGGGCAACAUAUCAGAGUCCUCGCCUCGCACCGCCAAUGUGAAGCCCAUGUCUGGCUCGGCCACAGUUCAGCAAUCAGCCACAGUUACGCCUUGGCGUGGCAGCGAAACUCCUUUGGCCAGCAUUCGUCCCAUCUCUGUGCAAAACAGUCGCACUGCUGCUAUACUGCCCACCAGUCAGCAACCGGGUGCUUCUACCUCAACAUCCACCUCGACGUCUACUUCAGCAGCAGCUACGGCCUCCGGCAGCAGCAGUAGCAGCUCAGCUGUGGGUAACACGGCGCUGGUGCCGCCACAGCAACAGGUGCACACCACAGGCAGCGCCACUUUGGAGUCGAUGGCUUCCUCUUCGCCCACAUCCUCGCACACUGACUACAUGCCGUCGACCAGCUCAGCAGCAGUGGCUGUUGCUGCCAUUCCACCGAUGGGCGCUACAGCUGCAGCUGAGAGUUCGCAGGAGGCGGAAAGCGUGCAGCAUCCGCAGCAGAACGAUGCCCAGCUAUUUGUGGGCGGUGCUCAGCAACAGGUAGUGGCCUUGGUUUCGCCACGUGUUGAGGGUUCAUCGUCGUCCUCUUCUAGCAGCACAACGACCUCGACUUCUACGCCCAAUCAAGCUGUGCCAAACGUGCAGGAAGCCAGUAAUCAACAGCAGCCCAGUACAUCGGGCAGCAGCAGCAGCUCCUCCACUGUGGUCAGCAGUCACAGUCGCCAUACACCGUCUAGCAGCAAUGUGACCACCACUCAAGCUGGUUGCUCCAAGCGUCCACGCGACGUGGAAGGCGACUCAUCCACCAAUGCAGAAGAUGGCGUGCCAGAGAAGAUUGUUAAGCUAACUAAACGCCUGCGUGCUCCAAUGCAUGGUAGCGAAUUGUCAGCUGGUCAUAUUGGUGACUCUGGCAUGGAUGUGGAUCAGAUGCCAACCUCAUCGCAACGUGAUCAGGAGGAUGACAUUCAGGUGGUUGAUUCCGAUGAUGAAGAGGAAGAUGUUCUGGGUCCUAUUGAUGGUGGAGAUGCCGAGCAAGAGGAGGGCUAUGAGGAUUCCUAUGAGCAGGACAAUGAAAUGGAAGAUAACGAUGGUGCCGAUGCACCAGAUCAGCACAAUGAAGUGGACAUCGAGCAGGUCCAAGUGCAGGAUCAGGCUGAGAGUCAAUUGCUCGAGGAUUCGCCUGCCACCGUGUCCACUCAAGAGAACAAUCAAAGCCAGGCCAUUACCAGCGGCAGCGGCGAAUCAACUGCACAAUUACCCCAAGCGGAGGCCAACUGGAAGCAGGCUCCAUCGACUUCAACAGCAGCCGCACGACGCACAGAGAGUUCUGUGGAGAUCGUGAGCUCCCCACAAGUGUCCAACUUUAGCGAGCAGCCACAAUCCGUAGAGAUUGAAGUGGACGGCACAGCUGCCACAGAGGCUGCUGCUGCAGUGGAUGAGAGCAGUGCCGGUAAUAGCGUUGAUUGCACAGCUGCCGUGGCCAGCUCGCCACCAAAGCCAAAUGAGGCAGCCGAGCAAAGCAGCAGUAGCACCAGCAGUCAAGCAGCUGAGGCCAAGGAUAAACCAGACGAAAGUGAACCAGCUGGCACAGAGAACGUGAGCGAGGCUGAUGAAGCAUUCGCCGAAGAAACAUCCACUGGCCAGGCUGAGGAUUCUCAGCAGCUUCCAAAUGAAAAUCCAAAUGUGGGCACAAGCCAGCAAUCUGUAGAAACGGAGAAUCAGGAUAGCCAGGCCGAAGGUCCCUCGGAAGAUAAUGAAGGCACAGAUGGCGUCUCUUCGGAGGGCGAAAAGCAAGCCGUUGAAGUCGAGGAGGAAGGACGUGAGGCUGAGGCAACAUCACCAUCGGAGAACACACGUUACCGAACCCUGCGCAGUGCUGUUCCCACUCGUCGUGGCGGACGCUCCAUCAUGCGUGGCAACAGUAGCAACAACAAUGCCAACAGACCAGCCCGCAUUGUCUGGCAACGUGAUUCUCCAUCGGGCGGCAUGCGCGGCCAUCCUGGUAACCAGGGAGGCGGCAACCAAGAUCAACAUAUGCCAAGUGGUUCACCCAAUAAUCGCAUUUUCGCCAACCGUUCACGCGGCCGUCGCCCCAUGCGUCGUCCAGGACCAAACAACUUUAAUGCCGGCGGUGGAGGAGGAGGCGGCUAUCAAUAAGCUUGGGCACGGGAUGACUAUUAUCCAUACUCUGGUAGAUCGAUAAGGCUUUAGGCAUUUAGAAGUAUACUACAUAAUUAAGACGCCAACUGAUGAUAAAAAUACAUAACUGAAGAAAUAAACAUGCAAAAUCAUUAAUCAAAAAAAUUAUUACUUUUCAUUUUUUGUUCAAGCCACAACAAAAUAGACGGGAAUCUUGUGUUUUUUGUUUUAUUUAGUUUUGUAAAACCCUAACUCUGGAAAAUGAUAGAUGUAUCGUCAUCUAAGAUCUUGGGCGUUCCUUCUUCUCCUUGUAAAGAGCCAACAGGGAGACGUUGGCAACUUUGACGACCUUGAAACGGACACCGGGAAUAUCACCGACGGCGUGACCCUUACGACCGAAACCGGCAACCAA
Molecule: messenger RNA, 7528 nt
Organism: Drosophila sulfurigaster albostrigata
Lineage: Eukaryota; Metazoa; Arthropoda; Insecta; Diptera; Drosophilidae
Gene: Mgtor
Product: nucleoprotein TPR
Exons: 6
Coding region: 73-7134 (2353 amino acids)
Biological process (GO): protein import into nucleus; mRNA export from nucleus
Cellular component (GO): nuclear pore
Molecular function (GO): structural constituent of nuclear pore
Source: RefSeq, a predicted model, not a curated record